AUGUUCGCAGCCACGAUGAUCUUCGCACCGCUCGCGCACUCGCGGGCCUUUGCAACAUUCCUCGUCGCAAUGUGCGGUAUCCCCUGGGCCAUAAGUGGCUGGGCACCGUUCGCAUUCAUGGGCGUGGAAAUCAACAAAUUGACCAUGAACAGCUAUGCAGGUGCCCCGGGGAUGUCAGCGCAAGCUACCCGCUCAGGCGUGACCAUGAUUACGUCCGCAAGUUUGCGCAAUCCCGCCGCGGACACGGAGCUGGAAGUGCUUCGGUUGAAUCAUCGUGACUCGGACAGUGAUACCGAUGAGGAAGAUCAGGCCUCGAAUAUUCCUUCUACUGGUGAAUUGGCUGGUAUUUACCUUGGCGUGUUGAAUGUGUAUACCACGCUUCCGCAAUUCGUUGGCACAUUCAUUAGUUGGAUCGUGUUUAGUCUUUUGGAGCCUGGUGCGCAACCUAAUAAGGACAGUGAUGCCUCGGAUACACAGUGGAUGAAUCUGGAUAAGGAUAAGCCUAACGCGAUUUCGAUCUGUCUGUUCAUCGGUGCGAUUAGCGCCCUUAUUGCUGCUGAGGCGACCCGUCGAUUGCGGUAUGUCCCUUAG
Molecule: messenger RNA, 591 nt
Organism: Penicillium subrubescens
Lineage: Eukaryota; Fungi; Ascomycota; Eurotiomycetes; Eurotiales; Aspergillaceae
Exons: 1
Coding region: 1-591 (196 amino acids)
Source: RefSeq, a predicted model, not a curated record